This is a messenger RNA of Centruroides sculpturatus (bark scorpion), 657 nucleotides long. Its product is annotated as cullin-4A-like. Lineage: Eukaryota; Metazoa; Arthropoda; Arachnida; Scorpiones; Buthidae. Gene Ontology annotation, cellular component: Cul4-RING E3 ubiquitin ligase complex. The transcript is spliced from 5 exons. The record is from RefSeq and is a predicted model, not a curated record. Bases 1 to 642 code for a protein of 213 amino acids. Gene Ontology annotation, biological process: protein ubiquitination; DNA damage response; ubiquitin-dependent protein catabolic process. Gene Ontology annotation, molecular function: ubiquitin protein ligase binding.
AUGAUAGCAGUUCCAGUCACCAACUUGCUUGCAAAUGUCAUGCUUUCAACUAAAUUUGUUGACUCAAAAUUAAGAACUGGAAAUAAGGAAGCCACCGAAGAAGAAUUAGAAAGAUUAUUAGAUAAAAUUAUGGUUUUAUUUAGAUUUAUUCAUGGGAAAGAUGUUUUUGAAGCAUUUUACAAAAAAGAUCUUGCCAAAAGGCUCCUUGUCGGCAAAAGUGCUUCAGUAGAUGCAGAAAAAUCUAUGCUUUCUAAAUUAAAACAAGAAUGUGGAGCUGCUUUUACUAGCAAACUAGAAGGAAUGUUUAAAGAUAUGGAAUUAUCCAAAGAACUUAUGCUUGCUUUCAAACAAUAUUUACAAAAUAUAAAUCCUCCUGGAAGUAUCAAUAUGACAGUUAAUAUAUUGACAAUGGGCUAUUGGCCAACUUAUCAAGCAAUGGAAGUUCAUUUACCAGCAGAAAUGGUCCAAUAUCAAGAAAUAUUCAAAAGAUUUUAUUUAGGCAAACACAGUGGAAGGAAAUUGCAGUGGCAACCAAAUUUGGGACAUUGUGUAUUAAGAGCUGAUUUCUCUGCUGUAAGUCAUUUUAUAUUAUUGCAAUCAUAUUCAUAUUUUAAAAAUAUUGAUUUGAAGUUGAAUUUUUAAUGCCAGGUUUUUCAC